AUGUCGUCAAACAGUACUAUUGGAAAUCCUGAAAAUGCUGUUAUGCUUACUCAAAGUGAUUCAGAUCGAAGUAAUGAUCGCAAACAAGAUGCUAAUCUUAAUCGUGAACGCAAUUAUGACGAAUUAAAGCAAAAAUGUGAUAAAGCAAUGGAUGAGUUGACGAUGUUGAGAAAACAACAUGAAGAAAUAAUACGAAGAUUUGAUGAGACAAGAAGAGAAUUGGAAUACUAUCGUGAUCGAAAUCAAGGUUUGAUUAAUCGAAUUGAACAGGCUGACCAAGAUUCAUCUUCAUUAUGUACUAAACUAGAUGUUGAAAAACAAAUUUUGAAUAGAUCCGAACAGGAUAUUCCUGAAGAUGAUACAGCAAGCGGUGUUUCGCUUAAUGAUCGCUCCAUGCCAUAUGAUUCAACGCUAGAAGGCUAUAAAACUUUGAAAAAGGGAUAUGAAGACUUGCACACUACACAUUCAGCAGCUGUUGUUAAAAUGGACAUGAUGAAAGAUGAAAUUAAUCAACUAAAAAAACAAUGUAAUGAAUUAUCGAAGGAACGGGAUAUAGCUGUUCGAGAAACAGAGGUUUGUCAUCAACAGCGUUUAACUGCUUUGGGUCAAUUGAAUAUCACAAUUAUGGAACAUAAUUAUCUUCAAGAUGCUAUACAAAUAGUUCAACAAGAACAUAAAGAAGCAGUCAAUAAUAUGAAAGUUGCUGUUGCUGAUAGUGUAAAAAGUAGAACAGAACUUAAAGAAUUGAAUAAAACUCAUGAUGCUGCUGUUAAAGAAUAUAGACGCAUUAUGAGUGAGCGCGAUAUUGUUAAUAAUGAACUCGAAAAGCUCUCUGAAGAUUUAUCUCGAGCUUACAACAAAAAUAAAUUAUUGGAAAAUGAAAUAAAAUCUUUUAGAGAUGAAAAAAAAACUCUACAAUUGCACAUUGAAUCAUUAUUACGUGAAAUAUCAUCAGCAUUACAUGAUCGUGAUAAAGCACUUAAAGAAUGUAAUAAUUAUCAGGAAAGAUUUGGAGAGAUAACAACUAAAAAUGAAUUUCAAAGAGAAUGUAAGAGUCUUUUAAAUUAUGGAUUUAGUAUAGAAAAAGAAAGAAAAAAUAGAAAUGAUUCACGAGAACAAGAUGCUUCUUUAGAUUUAUUUAACUCUUGUCAGAAAGAACGUAUAGAUAAUCUAGAUCUAGCCAAUAAGGAAAUUGAACGUUUAAGAAAUUUAGCAAAUAAAUAUCAUAAUGAAUUAGAUGAGUCUCAAGAGGAAGCAAAAAUUGCUAAAAGACGUCGUGAUUUUGCUUUUAGCGAACGCGAUAAAAUUGUGUUAGAGCGUGAAAGUAUACGAACCCUCUGUAACAGUUUAAGAAAACAGCGCGAUGAUGCUGUGAGCAAGUUAGCGCUUGCUAUUAGAGACUGUGAUGACAUAAUGAAACAAAAAAGUGAUACAGUUAAAGAACUCAAUUAUUUUAAGGAAAAGAUGGAAGUUGAAUUAGAAAAAGAAGUUCGUUUACUUCAAUUACAGGCAACUGGUCGUUAUAAUCAAGACUCUUCAAUAAAUACCAACCUUCAAGACUGGGAUACAGAAAUAUUAAAUAUUGAUUUAGGUGUUUUAGGGACAAAUGAAGAUUUAGGAAUUGAUUUACUUGGUGGAAGAGAUGAUCCUUUGUAUCCGAAUGAUACUGCAAUUUAUAUAAAAUCCGUCAAUAAAGGAAGUGUUGCAGAAAGGAAAUUGAGAGUUAAUGAUUGUAUAUUAAGAGUGAAUAGCCUUGAUUGUACAUCAAUUAGUAAGCAAUUAGUUUUGGACACUAUGAGAUCAUUAAGCAGUGCUACUUUGGUUGUAAGACGAAGAAAGCCAGUUUCUCCAUCUAAGAGUUUUUUCUCAACUCAACUUGAAGUAAAUAAUUGUGAUCAUGGAAUCUCAUUGGAAACUGGUGUAUACAUUAAUAAAAUAACACCUGGAUCUGUUGCUGCUAAAGAUGGAAAUUUAGAUGUUGGUGAUAGAGUAUUAAGUAUUAACAGCACAACAGUAGAUAGUAUAAAACAUUUAAGAGAAGCAAUGCUAUUACUGUAUGAAUCUCAUGAUAUAUUAACUAUUACUACUAUGAAAUCAACAUAUUGUGCUGGAAAUUGUGGUUCUGGUCUAAAUCGUGGUAUUUAUAAAAAAUAUACUAAUAGUGCAACACAAACAGAUACAUCUAAGAAUUCAAUAUAUCAAAAACUUCAAUAUGUUCAGUCAAGAAGAGUGAUGGUUAAUGUACCAGAAAAACCUCAUAGAAAUCCUUCACCUGUCAAUAAUUCUAUCUCUGAACAAGAUCAAAAAAAUGCUAUAGCAGAAUUAGAUUCUGUAAUUGAUGCUUUUAGACCACAUCCUGCACCCCCCACUACUACUAAAUAUCUUAGUCAUCAUAGAAAAUCUAAGGAAUUAGACAAGAUUAGUGAUACUUGGCCAAAAGCUAGAAGUGGCCCUGUGAUUGAACAUGGAAUUGGUACAAUACUUCAUUCUCAUAAGAAUAAGGAACGUUCGCCAUUGUCCGUACUUUUAAAUAAUCCUCCAGGUUGCUCAUUACAAAAUAAUUCAAAACCUGUUACUUCAUCUAUAGAUUUCUCUGACAGAAUCACUUCCAACCCAAGUGUGACUAAUAAAAGUAGUGGUGCUGCAGUUGACCCAAUGCUUACUUUUAGAGUUGAUGUUCUUAAUCCUGGACAAAUAUCUAUGCCUGGCAACAAGCAACAAUCUGUAAAUGAUUGGGCAUCAAAAUAUUUCAAAAGACCAUUACAAAGAGGAUUUCGAAAUGGCCCAUUAUAUGGCGAGUUGAGACGAAUCAGCAUAGAGAAAUCAGGCGAACCUCUAGGAAUUAAGAUAUUUUGUGUUGACAGUAGUGGAGUUUUUGUAUCCUCUAUUACUAAUGAACAUAGUGUGGCUUACAAAGUAGGUAUUAAAGUCGGAGAUCAGCUAUUAGAACUUUGUGGAAUAAACAUGAGAUGUGCAACAUAUCAGUUAGCUGAAGAUAUUUUACAGCAUUGUGGAAACUCAGUUACCAUACUAGUACAAUACAAACCAGAUAAAUACCACGAUUUAAAAGUUGCCAAAAGUUCAACAAGCAGUCCUUCAGAAACUUCAACACCGUGCAAUUCACCUACUUUGAGCUAA
This is a messenger RNA of Macrosiphum euphorbiae (potato aphid), 3138 nucleotides long. The record is from the annotation of a GenBank genome assembly. Lineage: Eukaryota; Metazoa; Arthropoda; Insecta; Hemiptera; Aphididae.